AUGCACUUAAGCUAUUCUAAUAGUAUUAAAAUCAAUAACAAUCAAAACAUAAAUGAACAUAUCUAACCGUAGUAUUUUAUAAGUCAAAGAGUUGAUAUAUUUAAAAAAAUAAUGAUUUCAUCACCUUGUGACAUAAAAACAUUCUAAACCACUUCUAAUUAAAAUUAUUUAUUGCGAACAUUAACAACCAAAUAAAAUAUUAAUAAUGCCCUUACUCUUCUUUUCAUUUAUAUAUUAUUUAUUACUGAUAAUUCAGUAUAAAUUAAAUAUCUUUAAUUUUUGACUUCAAAAAACUAAUUCUUAAUAAAUCAAAUGUAUGAAUUGCCACCUGCUUGCCUUUUUAUUUAUUAGCUCUCUUUAAAUUAAAAAUUUUGA
Molecule: messenger RNA, 375 nt
Organism: Tetrahymena thermophila SB210
Lineage: Eukaryota; Ciliophora; Oligohymenophorea; Hymenostomatida; Tetrahymenidae
Exons: 1
Source: RefSeq, a predicted model, not a curated record